AUGGCUACCUUACCGCCGAGCAAGUCAACCAGCAAGGUUGCCGCGACCACCGAAAUGGAGGAGGAAGUCACAAAAAAACAUCAGUUUCAGGAAAUCGAAAAGCUUCAAGACCUGGGCAUCAACGCGGCGGACAUAAAUAAAUUAAAGAGCAGCGGCUACUGCACGAUACUCUCCCUGAUCCAGACAACGAAAAAAGAGCUGUGUAAUGUGAAAGGGAUUUCGGAAGCAAAGGUAGAGAAAAUUCUGGAGGUGGCGUCAAAGAUAGAAAAUUGUUCUAGCUUCAUAACAGCUCAUCAGUUGGUCCAUAAGAGAAAUAAAAUUUUGAAAAUCACAACGGGGAGCUCCAAUCUGGACCAGACUUUGGGAGGAGGCAUAGAAAGCAUGUCCAUCACAGAACUGUUUGGUGAAAACCGCUGUGGGAAAACGCAGAUAUGCCACACGCUGGCGGUGUCGGCUCAGUUGCCCAGGAGCGUUGGUGGGGGCAACGGCAAGGUAUGUUACAUCGAUACGGAAGGCACCUUCAGGCCAGAAAAAAUUUGCAAAAUAGCCGAACGGUACGGAAUUAAUGGAGAAGACGUGUUGGACAAUAUUUUAUAUGCCAGGGCAUUUACACACGAGCAUUUAUAUCAGCUGCUUGCGGUGUCUGCGGCAAAGAUGUGUGAGGAGCCCUUCGCACUACUCGUGGUGGACUCCAUCAUUUCUCUUUUCCGAGUGGACUUCAGUGGACGAGGCGAACUCUCGGAGCGCCAACAGAAGCUCAACAAAACCCUGUCCACACUAAGCAAACUGGGAGAGCAAUUUAACAUUGCCGUUUUAAUAACGAACCAAGUGAUGUCCGAUCCAGGGGCUACCAUGACUUUCGUGGCGAACCCGAUGAAGCCAGUCGGCGGUCACGUCAUUGGCCACGCGUCCACAACCAGGCUGUCGCUCAGAAAGGGCAAAGGAGAUCAGCGGGUGUGCAAAGUGUACGACGCCCCCAACCUUCCCGAAGUGGAUUGCAUCUUCCAGCUGUAA
This is a messenger RNA of Plasmodium fragile, 1014 nucleotides long. Its product is annotated as meiotic recombinase Dmc1. The record is from RefSeq and is a predicted model, not a curated record. Bases 1 to 1014 code for a protein of 337 amino acids. Gene Ontology annotation, molecular function: ATP-dependent DNA damage sensor activity; ATP hydrolysis activity; single-stranded DNA binding. Gene Ontology annotation, biological process: DNA strand invasion; DNA repair; reciprocal meiotic recombination. The transcript has 6 exons. Gene Ontology annotation, cellular component: nucleus; condensed nuclear chromosome. NCBI's taxonomy places the organism in Eukaryota, Apicomplexa, Aconoidasida, Haemosporida, Plasmodiidae.